AUGGCCAGCAUAACUUCUAUAAUCUCUACAAAUUCAUCUAAAAAUGGAAUAGUUGAUGAUUUUUCAAGCAUUGAAGAAGGAAAACAUGGAACUAUUCAGAGUCCUUUCCUAUCUGCUUUCCAAAAGAUUAUAGCUGAGCUGGUGGGAACCUAUAUUUUCAUAUUUGUGGGUUGUGGAUCAGCUCUUGUUGAUAGAGAAAGGACACUCACUAUUGUUGGUAUAGCAUUGGCAUGGGGUUUAUCAUUGAUGGCUCUAAUAUACACUCUAGGUCAUGUCUCUGGCGCCCAUUUCAACCCUGCGGUCACCAUUGCCUUUGCUGCAGCUCGAAAACUACCAUUAAUGCAAGUGCCUAUGUAUGUACUACCUCAAUUCUUGGGCUCUACACUUGCAAGUCUUACCUUGAGAGUGUUAUUUAAUCAUCAAGGUGACAUACUACCAAUGUUAACUCAGUACAAAAGUCCAGUCACUGAUUUUGAAGCUAUAUUUUGGGAGUUCUUAAUGACUCUCAUUUUGAUGUUUGUGAUCUGUGGAGCUGCUACUGACGAUCAAGCGACCAAAGAGGUAGCUGGAGUUGCAAUUGGAGUGACAUUAGUGUUUGAAGUCCUUAUUGCAGGGCCAAUUACUGGAGCUUCAAUGAAUCCAGCAAGAAGUUUAGGCCCUGCAAUAGUCUCAGGUGUCUAUAAGAACCAAUGGGUCUUCGUUAUUGCCCCGAUUCUUGGAGCCAUGACAGCAACUGGGAUAUAUAGCCUUCUCCGACAACCAAAGCAGAAUACGAAAAUCUGAAGCAUAAGAUGUAUACCAACAAGUACGUCGGAGAUUAUGUAA
Molecule: messenger RNA, 825 nt
Organism: Solanum pennellii
Lineage: Eukaryota; Viridiplantae; Streptophyta; Magnoliopsida; Solanales; Solanaceae
Product: nodulin-26-like
Exons: 5
Coding region: 1-783 (260 amino acids)
Biological process (GO): transmembrane transport
Cellular component (GO): membrane
Molecular function (GO): channel activity
Source: RefSeq, a predicted model, not a curated record